UGACAAUACAAAUGAAUUUAUAUAAAUAUAUAACGAUGUUCCCAUCUUGAAAUUAUUAUGUAUUCUAAUGAAGAAGUAAAUAUCGAAAAUGGAAUCAGUGAUUAGAGUAUUAGGAAAAUUAUUCUAUAAUGUUAGAUCAGGUGAUGCUAAAUUACUUACAAAAGUCCUCAAAGUUGAUCAGAUAAUACCACAAAUUGAAAUAUCUAGUUCAUUAUUUAAAAAUGAUGGUUAUAUGCCAAUUGAAACAGCAGGUGUAGGAGUAGGUGAUAAUAAGUCUCCACCAUUAACUAUUCAUUUUGAAAAUGAUAUUAGAAUUAAAUCAUAUGUGAUAGUCGUUCAAGACAUUGACCCUCCCUUACCUUCACCAAUCACUCAUCUUCUUGCUUAUAAUAUUAGUCCAGAGACUACAACUUUUGAAUUAAAUGAAUUUGAUGGAAGUAAAUCUGAUAAAUUCAUAUUAGGUAUUAGUUUCAGAGGUAGAAAGGGAUACUGUGGUCCCCGUCCUGUCAUUGGUCAUGGAGAUCAUCGUUAUGUAUUUCAAGUAUAUGCAAUUAAUGAAGAUGCUACAUCAAAAUUGGAAGAUCAAAACGAGGAUCUUACUACUGAAAGACUUGUACAAAUAAUUGAAGGUAAUAUUAUAAAGUACGGAACACUUACUGGUUUAUACAAAAGAGAUUAAAUUGAAUGUAGAUCUAUAAAAGCUU
Messenger RNA from Scheffersomyces amazonensis, 704 nucleotides. Its product is annotated as YbhB/YbcL family Raf kinase inhibitor-like protein. The transcript has a single exon. The record is from RefSeq and is a predicted model, not a curated record. Bases 89 to 679 code for a protein of 196 amino acids. Lineage: Eukaryota; Fungi; Ascomycota; Pichiomycetes; Serinales; Debaryomycetaceae.